AUGCCUCUCGGACGACAGGGCAUCGUCGGAAAACUGCUCAGCGCAGGCAUCGGGGCUAGCUCGGAGAUGAUCCACCGCGCACGGUCAGGAUCCAGUCAACCCGGCGAAGCUUCUUCUUCUGCUAUGCCCAGAGAUGCCGAGGCCCCUGCAAUCAAAAACCUAGAAGAUGAGUACGAGUAUAUUGAGAAUAUCGACCAAGUCGAAGCGAAGAAGCUCGUCAACUGCGGCGCAGCCGAAUGGGUCGUCAUAGAUGGGAAAGAAGUACUGCGCGUGCAUAAGGAUGAAGCGGCUUGGGAGCUUGAUGAAAUGACCGAGCGUGUAAUGUCGCGUUCCGAGGAGGAGGCUAUGAACCCGGGAGAACGAUUCCAUGUCCUGUUAUUCUUCCGCAGCGGCAACCUCGGAAAGAAGGAUCGUGGGUUUGUGAGAGCGUAUGCUCCGGUCCUUCAAGAUUGCGGAAUUGGUCAAGAUGUGUUCUUGCGAUUCUUGGCCGAUUGGGAGAAAUCUAGCAAGGCGGAUCCUUGGAUCGACGUGGUCUUUGUUGCCGCCGGUAUUGUUGGUCUUGUCCCCCAUGUGGCUACCCAGGUGGUCGGCACAGUGGUCCAAGUCGUGGCUGGCACUGCUCGGGAACUCCAGUCCCGUCAUCGGGGGAAUACGUUCCUUGAUAAAGUCAACCAGGCGCUAUUCAUGCCACGCGGUCUCUACGCCAUGGUGAUGUGCUUCAAAGAUCAAGUACCUGGCCAGCAACGGGGUCUUCUGGCGAAUCUCUCUAAUAAUCUAGGGAAGACUCUCUUUGCAAGCAAAAAGCUUGAUCUCAAUGAGACGAUUGCUAAAUACAGCAAUCCUGAUCCGAAUAUGUCGAGUAUGAGCAAGCAGCUGAAGAACAUUCGCUUGGCGAGCGGCAAGACAUAUGGUCAAGUCGAGCUUCCCGAGUCUGCAGAGCUUGUAUUCCCUGAUCUCGAUCGCGUUGCUGCUCAGGAGCUCGGGAUAAAGACAAAUGAGAAGAGACCUGAGAACUCAGGAGUUCGCGAAAAGUUCAAGGACGCCGGUAUCUGGGUUCAAGACUACAUGGAUCGAAGAGCCCAGGCCUUUUACGAAAGUGAAAAUCCGGGCUCAUCGCUUGUCGUCCCGGCCAGCCAGAGGGAGAGCAUGCAAUCACGAUACAACGACCCCUACCCACGCCGUUAA
Molecule: messenger RNA, 1185 nt
Organism: Penicillium maclennaniae
Lineage: Eukaryota; Fungi; Ascomycota; Eurotiomycetes; Eurotiales; Aspergillaceae
Exons: 5
Coding region: 1-1185 (394 amino acids)
Source: RefSeq, a predicted model, not a curated record